AUUUCCAUCCAGGCAGGCAUCAAGCACCGGCCCCAGGAUGAGCGUGGAAGCGAGCGGCAAGCCCCUGAAGGUGGGCUCCAGAGUGGAGGUCAUUGGGAAGGGGCACCGUGGGACCGUGGCCUACGUUGGUGCCACGCUGUUUGCCACUGGGAAGUGGGUCGGCGUCAUUCUGGAUGAAGCCAAAGGCAAGAACGACGGCACCGUCCAGGGCCGGAAGUACUUCACCUGCGAGGAGAACCACGGCAUCUUUGUGAGGCAGUCACAGAUCCAGGUGUUUGAUGAUGGCGCGGACACCACCUCUCCAGAAACGCCAGAGUCCUCGUCCUCCAAGGUCCCCAAGAGAGAUUCUUCAGAAGGCCCCAAAGCCAGCAAACUGACCACCACCAGGCGGCCCAAGCCCACCCGCGCAAGUGGCUCCGCCGCGUCCAGCGGCACGACAGGGCUCUCGGGCUCGGCCUCUGCCUCGGCCGGCGAGAUGAGCAGCAGCGAACCAAGCACGCCUGCGCAGACGCCCCUGGCGGCGCCCAUUGUUCCCACCCCGCCUCUGACCUCACCGGUGGCGCCUCCGGCGGUCCUGUCACCUACCAAGGAGGAGGAGAACUUGCGCGUUCAAGUGCGGGACCUGGAGGAGAAGCUGGAGACCCUGAAGAUGAAGCGGAACGAGGACAAGGCCAAGCUGAAGGAGCUGGAGAAGUACAAGAUCCAGCUGGAGCAGGUCCAGGAGUGGAAGAGCAAGAUGCAGGAGCAGCAGGCCGAGCUCCAGAAGCGCCUGAAGGAGGCCAAGAAGGAAGCCAAAGAGGCCCUGGAGGCCAAGGAGCGCUACAUGGAGGAGAUGGCCGACACGGCGGACGCCAUCGAGAUGGCCACGCUGGACAAGGAGAUGGCUGAGGAGCGGGCCGAGUCCCUGCAGCAGGAGGUGGACUCCCUGAAGGAGAAGGCGGAGUACCUCACCAUGGACCUGGAGAUCCUCAAGCACGAGAUCGAGGAGAAGGGCUCGGAUGGUGCCGCUUCCAGUUACCACGUCAAGCAGCUGGAGGAGCAGAAUGCCCGGCUGAAGGAGGCCCUGGUGAGGAUGCGGGAUUUGUCCGCCUCGGAGAAGCAGGAGCACGUGAAGCUCCAGAAGCACAUGGAGAAGAAGAACCUGGAGCUGGAGACCUUCCGGCAGCAGAAGGAGAAGCUGCAGGAGGAGCUGAAGCAGGGGGAGAGGACCAUCGACGAGCUCAAGGAGCAGGAGGUGAACCGAGAGCUGAUGAGCCAGCAAGAGGCUUCCGUGGAGAGGCAGCAGCAGCCCCCGCCGGAGAUGUUCGACUUCAAGAUCAAGUUUGCCGAGACGAAGGCCCAUGCCAAGGCCAUCGAGAUGGAGCUCCGGCAGAUGGAGGUGCAGCAGGCCAACCGGCACGUCUCCCUGCUGACCUCGUUUAUGCCAGACAGCUUCCUGCGGCACGGCGGGGACCACGACUGCGUGCUGGUGCUCCUACUCAUCCCCAGGCUCAUCUGCAAGGCCGAGCUGAUCAGCAAGCAGGCCCAGGAGAAGUUUGAGCUGAACGAGAGCUGCGCGGAGCGUUCCGGCCUGCGGGGGGCGCCAGGGGAGCAGCUGAGUUUUGCCGCCGGCCUGGUGUACUCCCUCCUCCUGCUGCAAGCCACGCUGCACAAAUACGAGCAGGCCCUGAACAAGUGCAGCGCGGAGGUCUACAAGAAAGUGGGGAUGCUCUACCCGGAGAUGAGCGUGCACGAGCGGUCGCUGGACUUCCUGAUCGAGCUGCUGCACAAGGACCAGCUGGACGAGACGGUCAACGUGGAGCCCCUGACCAAGGCCAUCAAGUACUACCAGCACCUGUACAGCAUCCACCUGGCUGACCAGGCUGAGGACUGCACCAUGCAGCUGGCCGACCACAUCAAGUUCACCCAAAGUGCUUUGGACUGCAUGAGCGUGGAGGUGGGGCGGCUGCGGUCCUUCCUGCAGACCGGGCAAGAAGCCUCCGACUGGGCCAUCCUCCUGAAGGACCUGGAGACCUCCUGCAGCGACAUCCGCCAGUUCUGCAAGAAGAUCAGGCGUCGCAUGCCUGGCACCGACGCCCCUGGCAUUCCCGCGGCCCUCGGCUUUGGGCAGCAGGUCUCAGACACACUGCUGGACUGCCGCAAGCACCUGACGUGGGUGGUGGCCGUGCUGCAGGAGGUGGCCGCGGCCGGGGCCCAGCUGAUUGCGCCCCUGACGGAGAACGAGGGCCUCCAGGCCGUGAAGCUGGAAGACCUGGCGUUCAAGGCCAGCGAGCAGAUCUACGGCAUCCAGGGCAUCAACCCCUACGAGUGCCUGCGCCAGUCCUGCAACAUCCUCAUUGCCACCAUGAACAAGAUGGCCACGGCCAUGCAGGAGGGCGAAUAUGAUGCCGACAGACCCCAGAGCAAGCCACCUCCCCCGGUGGAGCUCCGAGCAGCCGCCUUGCGGGCCGAAAUCACCGACGCGGAGGGGCUGGGGCUCAAGCUGGAGGAUCGGGAGACCGUCAUCAAGGAGCUGAAGAAGUCCCUCAAAAUCAAGGGCGAGGAGCUGAGUGAGGCCAACGUGCGGCUCAGCCUCCUGGAGAAGAAGCUGGACAGCGCGUCCAAGGACGCCGACGACCGGGUGGAGAAGAUCCAGGCCCAGCUGAGCGAGACCCAGGCGCUGCUGAAGAAGAAAGAGAAGGACUUUGAGGAGACCAUGGACGCCCUCCAAGCGGACAUCGACCAGCUGGAGUCGGAGAAGAUGGAGCUGAAGCAGCGGCUCAACACCCAGUCGAAGCGCACCAUUGAAGGCCUGCGUGGAGCCCCCGCCUCGGGCAUCGCCUCCGUCCUCUCCGGCAUCACAGGAGGUGUGGGCGCUGGCCAGGUGGUGAUGAUGGGCGGAUCGGGCCCCGUCCAGGUGAAGGACUCCCCGCUCCUCCUCCAGCAGAUCGAGGCCAUGCAGCUCUCCCUCAAGCACCUCAAGAACCAGAACAACCAGCUCAAGGGGGCCCAGAUGCGGAGGGAGCUGGCAUCGCUGCCCGUGCUGCAGGUGCCCAAGCUCUCGCUUCCCAAGGACAGGCCGGCGGAGGAGGUGGCCUCCGGCUCACUGUACCGCAAGACCAGCCAGCUGCUGGAGACCCUCUACCAGAUGAGCGCCACCUCAAAGGUGGUGGAUGUCACGCGGCAGAAGACAGCCGUCAGCCCAGCAGCCCAACUCCUAGAGCAGACGGGACGCCUGAGGUCACUGAGCGAAACCAUCGAGAGGCUGAAGGAUGAAGUGAUGAAGGAGACGGUCCUGCAGCACCCGGGAGCCAGCGUCCCCAGCGACUUCGGCACUUUCCCGUCUGCCCCCUUCCUGAAGGCCAAAGAGGAGCAGAAGGAGGACACCGUCUUCAUUGGCAAAGUGACCUUCCCCUGCCAGCCGGGCCACGGCCAGGUGCACCGGCUGGUCCUCACUCCGGAGCAGCUGUACAAGCUCCACAACCGCCUCAUCUCCUAAGAGGGCUUCUCCCCGGGCACAGCCCACCCCUGCCAGCCUGCUGCCCGUGACACAAGAGACUGCCCUUGGCUGCGGCCCUCUCCCUCCCCCUCCCUGUGCCUGAAACGCAUCCCCUGGCCAGGCCCGCCGCCCCGCUCUCCCUUGCCCCCGGGUCCCAGCUAGGCGUCCCUCCCCAUGCAGAGGGUUCUGCUGGCCGGGGACGAGGGCCCUGGCCGCUCCCUAGGCAAGGCUGCUGAGGACCCAGGGCCUGGGGGCAUGCCGUGAUAUGGGGCACACCUGGCCCCGGGGUCUCCCCAAGCGCCUCCCUUCCCUACAGCCUGUCCUUGUGGUGGUUCCUCUGCGCAGCUCUCUCUUCAGCACUUACCAGAGGGACAGGGAGGGAGGGAGGGGGGAUCUGGCGUUUCCUUUGGGGGCAGAAAAGCUCCUUGUAUGAUGAGCUCUUCGGAUAAAUAAAC
Molecule: messenger RNA, 3933 nt
Organism: Gekko japonicus
Lineage: Eukaryota; Metazoa; Chordata; Lepidosauria; Squamata; Gekkonidae
Gene: DCTN1
Product: dynactin subunit 1
Exons: 27
Coding region: 38-3478 (1146 amino acids)
Biological process (GO): establishment of mitotic spindle orientation; nuclear migration
Cellular component (GO): kinetochore; microtubule associated complex; axon
Source: RefSeq, a predicted model, not a curated record